Coregonus clupeaformis (lake whitefish) is the source of this 1660-nucleotide messenger RNA. RefSeq lists its product as uncharacterized. Lineage: Eukaryota; Metazoa; Chordata; Actinopteri; Salmoniformes; Salmonidae. The transcript has 3 exons. The record is from RefSeq and is a predicted model, not a curated record. Bases 340 to 990 code for a protein of 216 amino acids.
ACACUUUCAGCUGGGUCUUUUUGCUAGCAGCAGAACACUCGCUAGCUUGUUCGGAUUCGUUGUACUGUAUUCUUUCUGAUCUGUCAUCUCACCAAGACCGAAUAAUAGUUUGACUGCUCUCAAAUACUAUCAACACUCGAGUUAAAUUGACGUAUUGGAGAAAUCUCUCGCUUGUUUCGUUUAAGUUUAGCCAGCUUGCUAUGCUAGCUAAAGUAGUUUAUAGCUAGCUCGUUUACAACGGCAAACGGUAGCAGAGAGAGACGAAGAGACGUUAACCGAGAAGUAAACUUGUUUACUGACAAUCUGCAUACAUACUAGGAAAGUGACAGUUAAUGCUACAUGCUAAAGACUAACCAGUCAAGUGUUGUUUCCUUGCUAACCAGAGAGGCUAUUCAACAAGCUAGCAAUCAGAUGAGAUCAGAAUGCCCUGACUGCUCGUGCGAUAAAUUCGGGGAAAGCGCUGCUGUACGUCCGAAAAUAGAUUUUUUGCUCGACCAAAAUCUGAGGGAGAGGAGUCGUUUCCUUUACAUCCAAACGUGCUCAGAGGGCCAGCUUCUUCUUUGUAACCAAAACAACCCACUGACAAUCGUCUCCCAAAUGUUGACAGAAAACAGGAAGCGUCGGCGUGGUGGAGACAAUGAGGGGGACCAGCUGAACCCCCAGGCCAAAAGGUCAGGAGGGGGGCAGGAGGGUCACACCCUGGUGUCCAAGCUGGGCCAAGACGUCUGGGACUCUGAGUCGUCCAGCAGUGACAGCAGUAGUGGUAUCAGUAGUCCUGAGAGGGCAGGGGGAGGAGCCAGCACCAGCACAUGUACACAGAGCCAGAAGAACUGCACUUCCCAGGGUCUCCUCAGUCCCUCGCCAGAAGACCCUUCAAUUUCCUCGUUGAGUCUCAAUGGCGGCAGCACCCCCUAUGACCACAUCAACAGUGUUCUGAGGGAGGCCCACUUUAGCAGUCUCCAGACCAGAGGUCAACCAGGAUCUACGUGACCUCAACUCACCCCUGACCCUUCACUCCUGACCCCCGUUACCCCACUGGAACAAGCCCCAACUGGGCAGAGUCGGUCCAGGUAGAAGUUGACCGUAGGCUCAAAUCUAGAAUCAACUUUCCCCAGAUUUGUGUCUAGGAGCAACUUCAUCCUAUUGGCAUCCAUGUCGUGGCAGAUGAGGAUAUACAUCCUUUGGGCUCUGGGCCCAAUCCAUCCCAUUGUCCCUGUGCUGUACAUCUUACAUACAUGAAGCACACCUACAUAUCCAAUGGCCUGUCCACUGUGGUACUACUAUAUGCAGUAUGUAUGUACUCCAGCACUUUACUGAGGCGUGUACUACUCUGUGUUGGUCUCCUUACAGGAGUGACUUCUUGUUGGACAUUAACAUCGCCACUGGUGCUAUCUACUACAGAUGGACAUCUGUAUGAGUGUCUAAAGUGCUGUAUCCUAAUUAAUAAAGAGAAGCACUUUAUCCUGCCUGUUAUAUUCUUGUCCAGGCCAAUACUCAUCAUGCUGAGUGUGAGUUGGUGUUGAUUAGUCACUGUGGUUACCUUCUAUGAUUGUCGCCUUGGCCUACAGGUUGUCCAGAUGGAGGAUUUCAAGCCACACUGCCAAGUUUCUUGCACUGAUAAGAUGAGGUGCUUUGCAGAAUAAAGGCUAAAGUUGGGGUU